Hippopotamus amphibius kiboko is the source of this 720-nucleotide messenger RNA. RefSeq names its product MAS related GPR family member D (gene MRGPRD). Bases 1 to 720 code for a protein of 239 amino acids. The record is from RefSeq and is a predicted model, not a curated record. NCBI's taxonomy places the organism in Eukaryota, Metazoa, Chordata, Mammalia, Artiodactyla, Hippopotamidae. The transcript is spliced from 3 exons. Gene Ontology annotation, cellular component: membrane. Gene Ontology annotation, biological process: G protein-coupled receptor signaling pathway. Gene Ontology annotation, molecular function: G protein-coupled receptor activity.
AUGAACCAGACUCUGAACGACAGCUGGACCCCAGCAACAAACUACAGCAGCCCCAGGGCGCACGUGCUGGACACCACCUACUGGAUGCUGGACACCCUGGUCUUGUUCACCUGUGUGGGCGGCAUCUCAGGCAACAGCCUGGUGGUCUGGCUGCUGGGCUUCCACAGGCAGAGGGGCCCCUACAAAGUCUAUGUCCUCCACCUGGCCGUGGCCGACCUCCUCUUCCUCAUCUGCGUGGCCUCCAUCCUCAGCAUAGAAAGCACCCCGCUGGGUCACAUGGGCCAUGUGGCCGUCACGGUAUUGAGGGGUGCGAAGUACUUUGCCUCUGUGGCCAGCCUGAGCCCGCUGACAGCCAUCAGCCUGCAGCGCUGCCUCUCCGUCCUCUUCCCCAUCUGGUAUAAGUGUCGCCAGCCCCAACACUUGCCGGCCGCGGUGCAGAGAAGCUUCCGGCAGCAACGGCGCCAGCCCACGCGGCUCCAUGUGGCCAUCCUGGCCUCCGCCCUGGUGUUCCUCUUCUGCGCCCUGCCCCACGGCAUCUAUUGCCACUUUGCCUGCCUCUCCUCGGUCGUGAGCAGCAGUGCCAACCCAGUCAUCUACUUCCUGGUGGGGAGUCGGAGGAGCCGGGACCUGCAGAAGUCCCUGGGGGCCGUGCUGCACAGGGCACUGCAGGAGGACCCCGAGCUGGAGGAGGGGGAGACGCCCUCCCACCAGCACCAAUGA